AUGGCUUCCAAUAACAACCACCCAGCUCGCCCAGGCUUACCAAUGUCCUAUUCACAGAGCAGUAUGAGCUCCGCCAAUGGCAUGGUAUUUUCGCAGUCGCAAAUGGGCUCCUUCAACGCCUCCCAGUCGGUGUCGUCCACUCCUCGAGCUACGCCUCCUCCGAAAGGGUCGCAACAGUCGAUGUCCUUUGGUUACUCGAACGGCCUCCCGCACGGUCCUCGGUCUAGUUUCGCAGGUUUUGAGGACAUGAAUGGGUAUGGGACGAUGAUGUAUCAUGAAGAAUUCAAACCUCAAAUUUAUAGGGCUGUCUACUCCAAUGUCUCCGUCUACGAAAUGGAAGUGAACGGUGUCGCCGUGAUGAAACGUCGCUCCGAUUCGUGGCUCAAUGCUACGCAGAUUCUCAAAGUUGCCGGUGUGGUCAAGGCGAGGAGGACAAAGACACUGGAAAAGGAGAUUGCAGCGGGCGAGCAUGAAAAGGUUCAAGGAGGGUAUGGUAAAUACCAAGGAACCUGGGUCAACUAUCAGAGGGGCGUGGAGCUUUGCCGGGAAUACCAUGUCGAAGAAUUGUUGCGACCCCUUCUUGAAUAUGACAUGGGCGGUACAAACGGUACAGCGCAAGACUCACUCGACACCCCGACAAAGGAGCAAGCAAUGGCUGCGCAACGGAAACGGCUGUACAGCGGGAUGGACAAUCGCGGCAUGAGCCAACCUCAACAAGGCACAUUCUUCCAGAACAUCUCUCGCACGGCUGCGACUGCAGUGAACGCCAUGAGCAAGGCUCGCUUCGACUCACCUGCGGCUCGCGGAAUUGACCAAAGGCGAUCAAGUGUUAUACGAAAGCCUUCGCACCAGAUGAGCAGCCAGGAUACCCACAUACCUUUGAACAGUCAACAAAGCAUGUAUAGUGUGACAUCUGAUAGCGGUUUCGGAAACAAUUUCCAGAGUAAUGGCCGCUAUGCUAUGCACGAUGGUGCCAGCUUCGACCACGAGGAGCCAAAUGAACCUCCGCGGAAGCGCGUUCGGUCUGCCUCUCACCAGGCGCCGUCGUUCGGGAUGCCCUACGAGCACUCGACGGCUUCCAUGGCUGAACCAACACCAACUGAGCCGAAUGACUCCUUUUACCAAGAUAUGGAUGUCUCAACAUCGAUAGUGGAUGGUAGCAAGCGCGGGUUCGAGCCUUUGCCGCCCGCCACUACCCCAGAGAGGUUUCAGAAGAUGAAGCUCAUCAUGACAUUAUUCCUCGACAAAAAGACGCGCGAUUUUUCCUCCCAUCCGGCUUUGAUGCAAUUGACUGGGGAGGAUCUGGAAAUUCCGUUGGACGAAUAUCGGAACAACGCGCUACACUGGGCGGCGAUGCUCGCUCGGAUGCCUCUUGUCUAUGCACUUGUUGAGAAAGGAGUUAGCAUCUUCCGUUUGAACGGUGCAGGUGAAACGGCACUGCAAAAGUCUGUAGGAACGAGGAACAACCUCGAUUAUAGGAGUUUUCCGCGCUUGCUGCAGGUGCUGGCUCCAACUAUUGAUAUGGUCGAUUACAGUGGGAGAACGAUCCUUCACCACAUCGCCGUUAUGGCUGCCACCGGUGGUGGAGGUCAUGUUUCUGCUAAGCACUACCUGGAAGCCUUGCUGGAAUUCAUAGUUCGUCAUGGCGGCACGUCAUUGAGCCGGCAAACGCCGAAUGGUGCCAUGGAAAACGGGCAAUUAUCACAGGCUGGUGAAGUAAUGACGCUCGGGCGUUUCAUCUCUGAAAUCGUUAACCUCCGAGAUGACCAAGGGGAUACAGCUCUUAACUUGGCUGGGCGCGCACGCUCUGUUCUUGUCCCCCAACUAUUAGAAGUCGGGGCUGAUCCUCACAUACCGAACCACACUGGUCUUCGGCCAGCAGACUACGGUGUUGGUGUAGACAUGGUUGACGGCAACGCACAGUCGCAGCAAGCUGGAAACGGAGGUGACUCCUUCAUGGACCAGCUGGAGAAGACGAAGAAAGAAAUCUUAGAUUCGACUUUAUCUCAAAUCACAUCGAUUGUCCAAGAGACAUUGAGUGGUAUUGACAGAGAUUUGGCCUCCACCCUGGCUAAGAAGCAAGAAAAGUUUGACCACUGGCACUCGAAGAUUCGAGAGUCAGCCAAAGCACGACAGAUCGAGCAAAAACAGCUCGAUGAGCUCAAGUCCAAAUCAUCGGAUCGCAUAGAGCUCAGCAGAAGGUUUAAAAACCUGGAAAAGUCUUCCGACGACCUGCUGGUGGUUCUGAAGGGAAUCCAGGGAGAUUCAUUAGAUUUGUCGAAGAAGUGUGCGAUUGGGGACGCCGACAAAGAACAUGGGCUCGACAUUGCCGAGUUCGAGGCUCUCUUUCCUGAAACAUUCGACCCUGCUUCUGGGUUUUCCGAGCAGCAGAUGGCCUUUCUUCGCUCGCUCCCCACACCCGAGACCCUACAACAAAAAGCGGAGGGUUAUCAAAAGUUUAAUGAGGACAUAUUGAACGAGGUCGAGCGCCUCAAGUCCAAGAACGUGGUUUUGGGCCAGAACUACCGGCGCAUGGUCAUGGCCUGUACAGGAUGGACUGCCGAACAGGUGGACGAAGCUGCUGAGGGGCUGACCCAAUGUGUCAAAGAAUUAAAUGAGAACCCUGUCCCGGAAGAUGAGGCUAUCGAGAUUCUGAUGAAAGAUCGUGGCCAGGACUGGUGAAUUCUGUUGGGCGCGGUAUGAGGGAAUGUUAUGGUACAUAUGCCUGGUUCGAACCCCCUGAUUCGUCGAGGCUUUUGGGAGCGAUACAGCGAUUCUUGUUUAUUGUUGCUACCGGUUGGCUCUUGUAAAUCAAGGAGCAUUGUUUAUACGGCAGGGCUGCGGUGUUUGAGCAUGUUUGCUUGGAUGUUUAACGCGUUGACGUCUGUAUUUGCAGAUACCCCCAGGGCACAUAUAAUGGAUUUUGAACGGCUAGUCGGAUGGCG
This is a messenger RNA of Aspergillus welwitschiae, 2945 nucleotides long. RefSeq names its product putative APSES transcription factor (MbpA). Bases 1 to 2682 code for a protein of 893 amino acids. Lineage: Eukaryota; Fungi; Ascomycota; Eurotiomycetes; Eurotiales; Aspergillaceae. Gene Ontology annotation, cellular component: MBF transcription complex; SBF transcription complex. Gene Ontology annotation, molecular function: protein binding; transcription coactivator activity; DNA binding. The transcript has 3 exons. The record is from RefSeq and is a predicted model, not a curated record.